Messenger RNA from Tripterygium wilfordii, 2232 nucleotides. RefSeq names its product cationic amino acid transporter 1-like. Lineage: Eukaryota; Viridiplantae; Streptophyta; Magnoliopsida; Celastrales; Celastraceae. Gene Ontology annotation, molecular function: L-lysine transmembrane transporter activity; L-glutamate transmembrane transporter activity. Gene Ontology annotation, biological process: amino acid transport; transmembrane transport. Bases 239 to 2017 code for a protein of 592 amino acids. The transcript has 2 exons. The record is from RefSeq and is a predicted model, not a curated record. Gene Ontology annotation, cellular component: plasma membrane.
CCUAACCUAAUACUCAGAGAUUGAAUUGAGACUCUGCUCAAUAUUCUUGUCAGUGUUCGUUGUCUCUGCUGCGCUGGGCUUUUUUCUUUUUAGUGGAUGGUUUUUUCCCCCUUAUUCUUUUAUAUAAAUACACCCACACACACACUGUUCUUUGAAAUUUUCUCUCUUUCAGUCUUUCUUAUUGGUAUUGUCUCUUCUCUCUGGCUUCCGCUGGUUUCAAGUUCAAGGAAAUCAAACAAUGGUGACUAGCAAUGAUGGUGGAGGAGGAGGGCUCAAGAAGAGGAGGAUGUGUGGAUGGAGCAAACAAGAUUUCUUGCCAGAGGAGUCAUUCAAGAGCUGGGGAAACUAUGUCAAUGCAUUGUCCAGCACAAAAACUCGACUCAAGGACCGUCUCCUGGCACGGUCUUCCGACAGUCUAGAGCUCCAGAAUGUCCGUGCUCGUAGCCAGCAUGAGAUGAAAAAGGCUCUGAAUUGGUUGGACAUAAUGUGGUUUGGUAUAGGGGCUGUUAUGGGAGCAGGAAUUUUUGUUCUUACUGGAGAAGCUACCAAUAAGGAUGCUGGUCCUGCUGUCAUAAUUUCUUAUCUUAUAUCAGGUAUAUCUGCACUGCUGUCAGUUUUGUGCUAUGUCGAAUUCGCGAUUGAACUACCGGUCGCUGGAGUCUCGUUUGCCUAUCUUAGAGUGGAGCUUGGUGACUUUGUAGCUUAUAUUGCUGCUGGCAACAUUCUUUUUGAGUAUGUAGUUGCCGGUGCUAGUGUGGCUCGCUCUUGGACUUCUUACUUUGCCACUCUGUGCAAUCAUGAUCCGAAUGAUUUUCGAAUCAAUGUUUCAUCUUUCGGUGAAGAUUAUCGUCAUUUAGAUCCGAUCGCAGUUGCUGUGUCAAUCAUUAUUUGCUUUAUAGCCUGUCUGAGCAUAAAAGGGUCAUCGAGAUUCAACUCCAUUACAACUAUCAUACAUCUUCUGGUUGUAGUCUUCAUCUUCAUUGCAGGACUUACUAAGGCUAACCCUAAGAACAUCACAAACUUUGCUCCGUUCGGUGUUCGAGGUAUCAUGACAGCAACAGCUAAGCUCUUCUUUGCUUAUGUAGGAUUUGAUGGGAUAGCAACUCUAGGUGAGGAGAUCAAAAACCCAGGCAGAGAUAUCCCACUUGGGCUUGUUGGUUCCAUGUUAAUUAUAAUAGCUAGUUACUGCCUUCUUUCGGCUACAUUGGUCUUAAUGCAGCCUUACAGCCAGAUUGAUGUUGAUGCACCAUUCACAUUGGCAUUCCAAGCUGUGGGGUUGAACUGGGCCAAGUACAUUGUUGCUUUGGGUGCAUUGAAGGGCAUGACCACAAGUCUACUAGCCAACAUCAUCGGCCAAGCUCGGUACUUUACUCACAUUGGCCGCACCCACAUGGCACCACCCUUUCUAGCCACCAUCAAUGAGAAAACCGGGACACCGAUGAACGCCACCAUCGUUAUGACAGUUGUGAAUUGUGUUGUUGCUUUCUUCACAAGCCUUGAUGUUUUAGCCAACCUUGUUUCCAUCACAACCUUGUUUAUCUUCACACUUGUGGCCGUUGCUCUGCUCGUGAGGCGAUACUAUGCUACCGGUGAGACGUCGGCAACCAACCGAAACAAGUUUAUUGGGUUCAUGGUGCUGAUCACAGGGUCUUCUGUUGGUGUGUCUGUUUAUUGGGCAAGAAGCGGUAACGGAUGGGUUGGCUACACAGUGUUGGCACCAAUUUGGUUCUUGGCUACACUAGGACUACAAUUAACUGUGAAGCAAGCGAGGAAGGCGAAACAGUGGGGCGUGCCGUUGCUUCCAUGGCUGCCUUCUGCUAGCAUUGCCAUUAACAUAUUCAUUAUGGGUUCAUUUGAUCAUUCAUCAUAUGUGAGAUUUGGCAUCUGGACAUUGCUAUUGCUGGUUUACUAUUUGUUUGUAGCUUUACAUGCUUCCUAUGAUGCAGCAAAGGAGACUCAGAGGGAAGUGGAAGCAACUCAGAUUGAGACUCAACUGCCAAACAAUGCUGCUAUUUAAGGUCAACAUGUAUAUGCAUAGAUUCCAGAUUGGGAUUCUACUUCAUUAGAAUUUUUUUACAUAUAGAAACCAGUUGCCAACAAAAAUAUCUGAAGUUCCAAUUUUCAAAGUUAAUUUAAACUUCGUUGUAUCUCUUAAUGAAAAAUUGUAGUGACUCGUGGACGUAGUUUAUAUUGAGUGAACCACGUAUAACAGUGUAGAGUGUAGUGUGUUUC